AUGUCCAAAAAAUACAAGCACAUACCAUCAUUUAAUAAUAAUAACUCCAGAGAUAAUACACUACUUGAGGUCAAAAAACCUAUGUUAUCAAAUCUUGUACAUGCAUCACACAAUACAGAAGCCGAAAUCAAGAAAACCUUGGAAGAGCUGCGCUUCUUCAUUUUCAAGAACUCAAUAUUAGGUUCUAGUCAGAAAUAUCGUCAAAAGGUAUGGAAACUUCUACUAGAGGUAUACUACGUAUCGGCCAACUGUUAUAAGGAUUUGCUUGAAAACGGCGUAUCCGAAUAUCACAAGGAUAUUAUACAUGACUCGACAAUAUCAUUUUUCGACGAUGGUACGGAUUCUUACAAAGGAACGCUUAAGCAGAUGCAAAGGGUGCUGAACUCGUUUAUAUGGCUACAUGCAGAGAAGACAACUUUGACAAGCACGGCUACCGUUUUUAUAUCUAAACUGCUGUUAAGACAUCAACCAGCACACUGGAGAUUCGCCUAUGUAAAUACCAUGAGCUUCCUGGUUGUACCAUUCAUUAUGAUAUUGCCAGAGCUGGACGCUUUCUUCACAUUUACUACCUUUGUCCGCCACUGUUGUCCUUUGUACGCUCAACCCAACUUGCUCGGUGCUCACUGCGGCGUCAAGCUGUUGGAUGUAUGCCUGAAGAUAAUAGAUCCUGAAUUGUCGGGCUAUCUUCGUGGCAAAGGGCUAACAGCUGAUAUAUUUGCUUUCAAAGAAAUAUCAACGUUAUCAGCAUCGGUCCAGCCAUUCUCGGAAGUACUUCAUCUCUGGGAUGUGAUGAUCGCCUUUGGUGUCCAUUUGAAUAUCUUGUUCAAUCUUGCUCAGCUGGUAAAGCGUCGAACUAAGAUAUUAUCGUCAACAAGCCCUAUACAUUUGAUUAGAUCGCCACCUCCCUUAGACGCUCUUUCCACCAUUAACCUUGCCUUUCAACUAAUUGAUAUCCUGCCUAACAAAACAUACUUGCAACUCGUACGACAUCCAUAUGACGAGACCAUAGCCCAUGAAUUAGGAGUUGAUGUACCGGAAAGUGAACAAGAUGAAUUUACUGGAGAUGACACUGAAUCUGAAGGGUAG
This is a messenger RNA of Umbelopsis ramanniana AG, 1086 nucleotides long. RefSeq lists its product as uncharacterized. Lineage: Eukaryota; Fungi; Mucoromycota; Umbelopsidomycetes; Umbelopsidales; Umbelopsidaceae. The transcript is spliced from 6 exons. Gene Ontology annotation, molecular function: GTPase activator activity. The coding region runs from base 1 to 1086 and encodes 361 amino acids. Gene Ontology annotation, biological process: activation of GTPase activity. The record is from RefSeq and is a predicted model, not a curated record.